Messenger RNA from Homarus americanus (American lobster), 2536 nucleotides. RefSeq lists its product as uncharacterized. The coding region runs from base 135 to 1232 and encodes 365 amino acids. Lineage: Eukaryota; Metazoa; Arthropoda; Malacostraca; Decapoda; Nephropidae. The record is from RefSeq and is a predicted model, not a curated record. The transcript is spliced from 7 exons.
UCCACUUUCUCUCGCUCUCGUCAGUGGUGUGUUAGUGUGGUGUUGUCAGGUGUUCUGGGAGGACGUGAGCCUCGCGGGUAACUUACAGUGCACAAACCUGAAUUGGACUUUCGCUUUUGUAUUACAGAGAAAAUAUGCGGUGGAGGCUGUGGUGUGUGGUGGUGACGGUGGCUCUAGCGGGGGCUGACGAGGGUGACAACAAUGAAGGUUCCUCCGAACGUGUGUCGUCCAUGGAGAAGAGCGUCGGGGAGAACCCACAGGGACACCCCCUCCACCACAGGGUCACUCGCCAACUGUUGGACGGCUUCAGAUUUGCCAAUGAUGGAAUUUUAGCUUUAGAGAAUGUGGAUGACAUGCUUCGUAGUACAUUACCUGAUGUUGACCGCUUCCAGUGCCUGGAGCGUUUAAUGUGCUCCCUUGCUUCUUCUCAGCUGGAGCCAGACACACCAAGUUUACCAGUUCCAUCAUUACCAGCCUUUGAUCCAACCUUUCAACAAGGAUUUAUCCAAGAUUCAUCUACAAUCCAGCAAGGAUUUCAGCAAGUUCUCCAACAGGGACUUCAAAAUCCAGCAUUCCAGAAUCCAGCAUUCCAGAACGCAGCAUUCCAGAAUCCAGCAUUCCAGAAUCCAGCAUUCCAGAAUCCAGCCUUUAGACCUCCUCCUCCUGCAGGAUCCUUUCCUCAGUUUCACCCUCCACCGACAGGCCAGGUGGGACAAGGGAGUUUUCAAACCUUCCAGCCUACGAUAGGUGGGACUAACUUCCAAAACUCCUUCCAAAACUUUAGAGAAAACCCUGAUACUCUGACUCAAAAUCCAAACAGGAGAGAAAAUAGACCUCCACUGCUGAGACGUAGAAGACCAAUCAGGAGAAGACCUCAAAGAAAUGGAUUUCUCAGUUUCCUUAGUGACCUCGGGAGAAGAAAGAAGCGUAGCGCCUCUGAUAGCUCCCGACAAGAGCGUAGCAUCUUUGAUACUCUGUUCAGUGGAUUUACUUCACAAACAGUUAUGGGGUUACUGGACCAGAUGACAACACAAUACUCCUUCCACCCCUACACACACGCAGCUUACAUGGGAUAUUCAGGAAGUCCUAGAAGAUGUGAGAGUAUGUAUCCAGCUUGUCCGUCCACCCCAGAGGAGAUGAUUGAAGUCUUCAACAACUUCCACAAAUACUACCCAUCUGGAAUUCCCUUCAAGGAUAAUUUGCCAUGGCCACUUAAUGUUAUGUUACCUUGAAGAGAGCAGUUCUUGUUGAAUUAGAAGUCUUGGAGGACCACCACUCAAGGAAGAUACUGAAGGACUAUCUUAAAUUGUCACCAAGACUUUCGUUUCUUUGAUAGUCUGUAACAAUGCCAAACUUAAUAUAUUUUUUAUCGUACACUAUUGUUACUCUAAUUUGUACUUUAUUUACUGACAGCCGAUUUUUCUUCAUAUUUUCUUGUACGUUCUUGUGGCCACGUGAAUGAUUUUUCUCUACCAUCAUCUUUACCUACUGUUGUACUGUACUGUACUGUUAUUUUCACCUCAACAAGUACAAUAUGUUGACAAAACUGUAUCAAUGUAUCACAGUAUCUGAAGCUUGACUCACUCAUAUAAUGAGCCAAACUAGCACAUUUUUUCUUUACUUUACUUUUAUCCUCUGCACCACUGAUCGGCUCGUCAGCCGCUUGGGCGAUCGGUCACGUCUGUUACUUUUCUUUUUCUUUUAUAAACAUUGUUUCAGGUGUGUGAAAUAAUUUGUUUAAAUUUGACUGCCGAGAGGUAAACAUGAACAGUAUCUGGGAAAAUUUUUGUACAACAGUAUCAACCACUGGCAGAUGGCCUGCCCUGCCCUGCCCCAGCCAGCUUUCUUGGUAACCAUCCUGUUUUUCCUAUUUUAUUUGAAAUUACUCACAUUCACUUUCAAAACACUAUGGGGACACCACUUUUAAUAUUUAAUGUAGCUAAUGCCAGACGAUGUUAUUCAGCUCAGAGGGGACCUCGUACCCAAGGGAUUAAUCGACGGUUAUGGAUUCCCCCCUCCCCCAUGUGUACAAAAAUGCAACACAAGGAAGAUAAAAGCUUCCAUCGAUAAAUGCUGCCACACAUCGUAAACCAUGUCAUCUAUAUGUGUACAUGAGAUCAAUAGGGAUACAGGUAGCCUCUGAGGUGAACCAGUUUGCUGUCCUCAGUACAGUACAGUUAUCAGUAUACAAUGUCCAAUGAUGGUUUACUGUUUAAGCACUAUUUAUUAAAGACCAUACCAGUUUCUUCCUGUCUGUUAGUAUUUAGUUUUCUAUUAUUUAUUAUUAUUUAAUAUUAAUUGCUUCCUUCUAUUUUUAUACAAUAAUUGUUUAAACUGUUUGUUGUACUGUAUUAGUAAUUAUAAAGUUAUACGAGAUAAUAAACUUUGCAUGGGUAUUUACUUAAAGAUUCCAGGAAUUAUAAAAUACCUGUUAUACUGUAUAUGUAUUUUGUAAUGAGUUAACCUUAUACAGUAUCAUUGCUAUACCUGUGCUGGUCACAAGGUAAAUUAUACAUAGUGUAUUUAGCAAAAUCAA